Messenger RNA from Rotaria sp. Silwood1, 1110 nucleotides. NCBI's taxonomy places the organism in Eukaryota, Metazoa, Rotifera, Eurotatoria, Philodinida, Philodinidae. The record is from the annotation of a GenBank genome assembly.
AUGAAUAAUAUUAGUAGUAGCAUUUGUGCAUUUCUUUGGUUAACUUGUUCCGAAUUAAUAUCAUGUGGAUCUCCAAACAAUAUCUGCUAUGAACCUAAUCAUAUCUGUGUUCACCAUCCACGAUGUUUUGAUCAUCCUGUUUGUUAUCCUUUAUCAAAAGUGAAUCAAGAAUUCUGUCCAUCAAUAAUAACUCCAUUAUUGGUGUCAAAACCAAAUGAUGGUAUUUGUGAAAAUGCGAUAUGGUCAUCAAAUGGUACUACUGUCGCUGGUAGAAUCGAUGGUCUCGGAUCUUCACUUAAUAGAUUGUAUGGUCCUUGGGGACUUUUUGUGGAUGGCAAUCAAGUUAUAUAUGUAGCAGAUUCGAAAAAUCAUCGUAUAGUCAAAUGGGAACAAGAUGCUUCGUGUGGUCAACUAGUUGCAGGUGGAGAAGGAAGUGGAAAUAAUACUGAUCAAUUAAAUCAUCCAUCAGAUGUGGUCGUCGAUAGAGAUGGAUCAAUCUAUAUUAGUGAUACAGAAAACGGACGUAUUCAACAAUGGUCUUCAGGUGCUAAGAAUGGAAAAACAAUCAUCAAAGAUAUAUCAUCUCCUGUUGGCAUAUCAAGAGAUAAGCAAGGAUUACUAUAUGUAUCUGAUUGGAAAAAAGGCGAAAUAAAAAAGUGGGAUGUUGGUGCGACCAUUGGACAACUAGUUGCGUCGAGACUUAGCGGUCCACGAUUUAUGUUCAUUGAUCAAAAGAAAUCUAUUUACAUAGCCGAGCAGAGACGUGAUCGAAUAAUAAAAGCUGAUGAUGCAAUACCAUCACAAUCUUCAAUGCUUGUUGGUGGAUCUCUUGGUAAUGGUUUAAAUCAAUUAUCGAGUCCAUACAGUGUUAUUGUCGAUGAAUUAGGCACUCUCUAUAUUGCUGAUACUAAUAAUCAUCGAAUCAUGCGUUGGGUACGUGGAGCUCAAUCCGGAAAGGUCAUAGCUGGUGGGCAAGGAAUGGGUUCUCGAUACGAUCAACUUAGUUAUCCACAUGAUUUAUCAUUUGAUCUUAAUGGAAAUCUCUAUGUAGUUGAUUAUGGAAAUCAUCGAGUGCAAAAAUUUGUCAGUGAUAAGAGUUUAUGUCAAUAA